AGAUGCUCUAAUCUCAGAUCUGCCAUUAAAAGCGUUUAUUGCUUUCCCAUUCGCGUGCGCAGUGCGUGCGGGACACGCGCCUGCGCUGGAACAAUUCUGGUUGCUGAGCUCUUUCUUGCGCGUUGCAGGUGAUGGAGCCCUAGUCUGAAUUUGUUGUCUGGCAGUGGUGAAUAGCCCCAAAUGUGGGUUUUUGAGCUAUUCCUACCCACUUCAUUAAUGAGCUGCAAACCAAAGGUUGCGCAUCAAGUACCGAGGGAAGCUAUGAUAUCACUGAGAGCGUCGAAGACUGACUUUCCGGCGGAGGUUCUGAGGAAAUAAAGUUAUGGCCGGAAAAUGUGAAGGGCCGGCGAUCGGAAUCGACUUGGGAACGACGUACUCGAGCGUCGGAGUGUGGCGACACAACCGUGUAGAGAUUAUAGCGAAUGACCACGGGAACAAAAAGACGCCGUCCUGCCUGGCGUUCACGGACGCCGGCCUUCUCAUUGGCGAGGACGCUAAGAACACAGUUUCCCUGAACCCAAUUAACACUGUCGUUGGUACGCUCCUUUCCUUGGUGCUUAUAUUAUUUUUGUUUUACUUUAUUAUAGCAACAUUUCUACCAUAUUUAGCUAAUUUGAAGGUCUGGGGAUUUUAGGCUUUAUGCUGUAUUGAUUGAGAGAGUAACAGAAAAAGACUUGUUCCGUAUACUGCAUUGCUAUUGAUUCUGGCAGUUUCUUCAUGGAACCUAACUGUGAUUUCAAAUCUGCCUUAUUUGAAUUACUUUAGAUGCUAAGCGUUUGAUAGGGAGGAGAUUCAGCGAUCCCUUAGUACAGAGUGAUAUUAAGCUGUGGCCUUUCAAGGUGAUUGCCACACCUGGUGACAAACCUAGGAUUGUAGUCAAAUACAAGGGUGAGGAGAAGCAGUUUUCUGUCAGGGAAAUCACUUCCAUGGUUAUAACAAAGAUGAAGGAGAUUGCAGAGGCUUAUCUGGGAACCUCAAUCAAGAAUGUGGUGAUCACUGUCCCUGCACACUUCAAUGACUCCCAAAGAUGGGCCACUAAGAAUGCCGGAGUCAUCUCUGGCCUCAAUGUUAUGCGUAUCAUCAACGAACCCACCGCAGCUGCAAUUGCAUAUGGUCUGGAUAAGAAAGCAAGCAGCUCGGGCGAGAAGAACGUCCUCAUCUUCGACCUCGGCGGUGGUACUUUUGAUGUCUCUCUUAUCACGAUAGAAGAGUUAAUCUUUGAGGUCAAGGCCACUGCAGGUGACACUCAUUUGGGAGGUGAAGACUUCGACAACAGACUGGUGGACCACUUUGUUCUUGAGUUCAAGAGUAAACACGAGAAGGAUAUCAGUGGAAACCCUAGGGCAUUGAGGAGACUGAGGACAGCGUGUGAGAGGGCAAAGAGGAAUUUGUCCUGCGCUUCUCAGACCACCAUUGAACUUGAUUCUUUGUUUGAGGGUAUUGAUUUUUACCCAACCAUUACGAGGGCACAGUUUGAGGAGUUGAACAUGGAUUUGUUCAGGAAGUGUAUCGGAUCAGUUGAUAAGUGUCUGAGAGAUGCGAAGAUGCAUAAGAGGAAUGUCCAUGAUGUUGUCCUUGUGGGCGGAUCUACUAGGAUCCCCGUGAUUCAACAGUUGUUGCAGGAUUUCUUCACUGGGAAGGUAUUAUGCAAAAGCAUCAACCCUGAUGAAGCGGUUGCAUAUGGUGCCGCGGUGCAUGCUGCAAUGUUAGGCGGAGAAGGUGUCUGGGAGGUUCAAGAUUUGUGCGUGUUGGAUGUCACUCCACUGUCUCUAUGUGUGAAGAAGACUGGUGAUUUUCUGAAAGUUCUGAUCCCGGGGAACACAAUCGUCCCCAUCACUAAAGAGCAUAUUGUCCACACUAAGUCAGACAACCAGCGUGGCAUGCUGAUCCAGGUCUACGAGGGGGACAAGGCCAUGACAGAGGACAAAAAUUUGUUGGGCAAAUUCGUGCUGUCGGGCAUUCCACCAGCCCCAAAGGGUGUCGCGCGGAUCUCUGUCCGCUUUGACUUUGAUGCUAACGGUAUUCUAAACAUCUCUGCAGAAGACAAAACGGAAGGACAUAUGGGUAAGAUCACCCUCAACAAAGUUAAGGGAAGGCUCUCCAUGGAUGAAAUGGACAGAAUGGCGCCAGACUCAUUCAAGUGCACAGCUUCGAGUGUCAAAACGUCCUAGACCAGAGGAGGCUGUCAAUUCCUCGGUACUCCAAGGUGAGGUAGAUAUCGAGGAGUUCACUAAGAGAUGGCUUCCCCCACAGGACCAGCAACUGUUAGGGACUCUCAAGCUCCCCACUUUAGAGGAAGGCGUAAUGCGCCGCUGUUUGAGGCAUUGUUCCGCCGUUUUGUGGAAUUAUCUCAAAGGACCAAUCGGGAGAUGAUCCUCCAGAAAAGGGUUGUCGACCUGGAGAGGGAAAACAAAGGCCUUUUAGACAAGAUGGAGGAGUACAAGAAGCAGAUGGAGAAGUGGAAUGAGAAGGCUCAGACCUCUUCCAUUGAGGCUGUGAGGGCCUUCAAAAUGUCCCAGGAGUAUGCCCAAGCCAUCAACAAAGCGGCGAAGGCUCGAAUGAAAGAAAUUGUAUUUGAGUGGCUAGAGACUGAAGAGGGCCGGGAGAAGAGCUCGGGACAAAGUCCACCUCCCACUCAUAACUGAUAUAAUAAUAUCUUACAACUAAACGGAAUACAUUAUUUAAUGCAAGAACUAGCGGUUUAGACAGACGUGGAAAGAUGCGCAUGUGACUCACAGUGAUUACCUUUGAUCAAAAGGUGAUGUCAUAUUUCGUGAAAUAUGAUCUUGUCAUGUUUGCAUCUUGUAAGACUAGUCUUUGUGUACCUGUAACUUGGUCCUUUAUGACACAUGCAUUUCUUGAGAGUAGUCUUUUUAUACCUAUUUCAUGGUCCUUUACCACCUAUUCAUUUUGCAAAACUAAUAUAUUUUACACGUAAGCAUUUCAUAAGACUAGUCUUUUUGCCACAUAUGCAUCUUGUAAGACUAGUCUCUUAUCUUAUGUAUUUAUCCUUUUACUAUAUAAAUACUCCCUCCAUCCCGUAAAAUUCUUCCCGCUUGCCUCUUUGGGAUGUCCCAAAAAAAUUCCCAUUUCCCUUUUUGAAAAGUUUUGUGUGGCUAACAUUCAAAAAAAUUCCCAUUUCCCUUUUCUUACUCAAUUACAACCAUACAUUUCCACUUUAUUUCCACUUUCUUAAACUCCGAUCCAAGUCAAACCAGGAAGAAUUUUAUGGGAUUGAGGGAGUAUAUAUAUUAAGCUGGAUAAUUUGGACAUUAUCUGCUUAAGAGGCAACUGAAGUUACAGUUUCUUUAUGACCUCACCAAAACCGGUAGCAUUUACUGAAACGACGAUGAUCUGUCUGAAUGUAAGAAUGUUAUUGAUUAUCAUAUCAUAUUGCAUCACAAACAACGGAUACCAUAUUUCCAUGAAUUUUAAGGCUUUUGUUUUACAAGGAAAGGGUGUGGUUUGCCUCAUUGCUGAAAGAAGCCUCACAGCUAUUGCUGAGGCAAUAUCAUUCUUAACAUAAGCUGCCAGGGGAGAACCCAGAAGCUGAGAUGCAGCGUUCAGAGCUCCCAUGGUCGCACUAUAGAAAUUCGAACACUGAAAGUAAGCUACAAGGUUAGGAUCAUUUGGCUGGUUCAUAAAACUCUUGAUUUUAUCGCUCAUUCCCAAUGCAUUGUUGGCUGCUUGCUAGACUGCGGUUCAGAGAAGUUGUUUUGACAAUUUGGAAGCACCUGCGACCAGAACAUGAAUGCAGAAACUUGGGUCUAUGGUUUUAGCACACAGAGCUUGUAUGGUUUGUUUACCUGUGUAUGGAUUCACAAAGAAGAAGAAAAGGCUUAGGAAUAUCAGAGAGGUUAUACAUAUUGCAAAGUUGGCCAUUGUUUUAGUAGGGAUCUUGACUUUUGAGAUUUAACAUUAUUUAGUGUCAAAGUAGGAUGAAUUUAAGUUUGUGAUAGAGAUUCGCCCAAAUACGGAAGUUGUUUCACUUCCUUUAUGGAAUGAUUAUCUGCCGUUUUCUGCUUCUUGUAACAGUUUUACCACAUCAGUAAUAAAUACUCCAUCCGUAUCAAAUUAAUUGACCCGUUUGCUUUUCACGCAGUUUAAGACAAUUACUGUAGACUUUAUUAAAAGUAAGAGGUUUUUGAUACUGUAGCGACAUGUAGCGGUACUGUAGCAGUACUGUAGCUGCUUUUUGAGUGGGAUUCUUUCCAAAAAGGGAAAGAGGUCAAUUAAAUUGAUACACCAAAAAAGGAAAGUGGGUCAAGUAAUUUGAUACGGAGGGAGUACGUAGUAAUUUAUUUUUUCGUUUAAUUUAUAUUUUUGGUUAACAAUGGGAACCCACUGUUGACUCAAUAAGAUGGGCGGGCGCAUCGGAUCUUGCGUAACAAGUUAGCUUGUAUCUAAACUUCGGGUACUUAUGACCAAGAAGACAUAUCUCACAAGUCUCUACCUUCUAAAUCAUACAUUCUAUUGUACUUAUUAAUAAAGCAAUUGAAAAUGAAAAUAUGUGAUUGAAAUUCGAGUACAAAAGAAUGAAAUGAUAAGAACAGACAUAGUAGUAUUUCUUUUCUUAAAAGGAAACAUUUAGAUUAUUUUGAGCCAGUCUAAAAAUGAAACAUUAAUUUUAUUUCAAAAAUGAAAUAGUGAAAAAACUAGUUCUAAAUGGGUAUAUAUAAACCAUUUAAAUUUUAUCAUUUUCAAAUAUUCAUAAAAUCAUUGUUUUGGAAAUAUUUUUGUAAUAUUAAACGACUUCAUGAGAUUCAGUUUUCGUGAGUUUAGAAGUGCCACACCUCAUCCCCUUUCAAUACGAGAUGUUACUUUUUCCAGUAUCUGAUUUUGGACUGAAAAAUCUCUUACUUCAAUCUGUUUAGACACUAUGCGAUUGAUUGGGAGGAGAUUCAGUGAUCCCUAAGUGCUGAGUGACAUGAAGUUAUGGCCUUUCAAGGUGGUUGCUAGACCACCUCGUGACAAGCCAAUGAUAGUAGUGACCUACAAUGGUUCUAACCAGGAUGAAGGAGAUUGCAGAGGCCUAUCUCAGAACAGCAAUCAAGAAUGCAGUGUUCACUGUCCCUGCUUACUUCAACCACUCCCAAGGCCAGGCUACGAAGGUUGCUGGAGUCAUUUCCGGUCUCAAUGUUAUGUCCAUCAUUGAUGAACCCUGCAACAGCUGCAAUUGCAUAUUAUUUUGACAAGAAAGCAAGCAGCUUGUGGAAGAAGAAUGUGCUUGUCUUCGAUAUUGGCGGUUGUACGUACUUGUGAUGUUUCUCUGCUCACAAUAGAAGAUGGAGUCUUUGAGGUUAAAGCCACUGCUGGUGACACUCUCCUGGGAGGUGUAGAUUUUGACUACAGCAUGUAAACCACUUUGUUCAUGAGCUUAAAAGGUGGCACAAAAAUAACAUCAGAGAAAACCACUGGGCAUUGAUGAGGCUAAGGUCAGAACGCAAGAGAAGAAUGACUUUGUCUUCCUCCUCUCAGGCUACCAAUGGAUUGGAUUCAUUGUUCCAGAGCAUUAGGUGUUACACUCAUAAGUGGAACUGUGGAAGAACAACAAGAUAUUUAAGAAAUAUAUAACUAAUAACUUUACAAGCUCAAAUGGUCUCUCAACAAGUUGCUACACCAAGAUAGAAG
This is a messenger RNA of Cuscuta epithymum, 5631 nucleotides long. Lineage: Eukaryota; Viridiplantae; Streptophyta; Magnoliopsida; Solanales; Convolvulaceae. The record is from the annotation of a GenBank genome assembly.